CAAAGUUCGUUGGUACAGAGAGAUAGAGAGAGAAGCAGUAAAAGGUCCUUUUAAAUACGGAACACUGACACACAUAAACGACGCAUCUCUCUCUCUUUCUCUCUCUAUUGCCUUUGUUUUCUCUCUCCUCCUUGAUCCCAAAUCAACUAGGGAUUCAUGAUCGGUGCGAUUCGGAGCUUGUAGAUCCGCGUCAAGGUUUCGUUUUCCGGAUUAUUGUGAACAUAAUUUUUUCGAACGAAUUUUUUUCCUGGCCUAAAGGAAAGUUGAAAAGAUGGACCAUGAAAAGACUGAAUGUCAAGCUCCCCCCGAAGGUCCUAUACUGUGCAUCAACAAUUGUGGAUUUUUCGGAAGUGCAGCUACCAUGAACAUGUGUUCUAAGUGCCACAAAGACAUGAUGCUGAAACAGGAGCAGGCCAAGCUUGCUGCAUCAUCCCUUGGAAAUAUUAUGAACGGGUCAUCAAGCAACACUGAAAAGGAACCUGUUGUUGCAGCCAAUGUGGAUAUACCAGCAGCCAUUUUAGUGGAGCCUAAAACUAUCUCCCAGCAACCUUUAUUUGGCUCAGUUUCAGGGGGCAGUGGUGAUGUCAAGCCAAAGGAUGGUCCGAAACGUUGUAGCAACUGCAACAAGCGAGUUGGUUUGACAGGGUUCAAUUGUCGAUGUGGUAACCUUUUCUGUGCUGUACAUCGCUAUUCCGACAAGCAUGAUUGCCCAUUUGAUUACCGCACUGCUGCACGAGAUGCCAUAGCUAAAGCAAACCCAGUUGUCAAGGCUGAGAAGCUUGACAAGAUUUAAGAAUCAGUAUCUUGAAAGUUUAUACCCUUUAGAUGAUGUUAUGCUCAAUUUCAUCAUGAAAUGACCCAAGUUUCCUGCGCAUUUAAUUGGUGUUCUUAUUAUGUUGUUAUAUGUGGUGGGGUACUUGGUCAUAUGAGAAAUCUCUGCGAUUUGGGACUUUCUUGUGAAUGGCGAAAAUAUAUAUCUUGGCCCUAGUGUUUAAGUUUUUAAAUCUGUGCUGGUUUGGUGGAAGUUGGUGUUAGCUUUGUAAUACAUCUAUUCCGUUUCGGAUUGGUAUCUGCAAUUUACAGAUGAUUUAAAGAGCGUCCUGCAUGUGCUUAGAUUGUAUUUAUUGUGGUCUAAUAAUGGAUUUCUCUCGAUAGUAGUUUGUAAAUCAUGGGCUUUUGAUAUUAAAUUAUAAAUGGGUUUUUUCUA
Molecule: messenger RNA, 1207 nt
Organism: Cicer arietinum (chickpea)
Lineage: Eukaryota; Viridiplantae; Streptophyta; Magnoliopsida; Fabales; Fabaceae
Product: zinc finger A20 and AN1 domain-containing stress-associated protein 8
Molecular function (GO): zinc ion binding; DNA binding
Source: RefSeq, a predicted model, not a curated record